UUUUAGUCUGUGGGUCACCAUUUAGGAUCAAAAGACAAAAGUACUCCCAGAUCGAGAAAAACACAAUUCACUUGACUUUAAAUGACAAAGAUAAUCUGAGAGGACAAGUGGAGAAAGACGAAUACUAUUGCUUCCUCAGAUCAGUAGCCAUGCUAACUGGAGAGUGGAGAUUGCUUCCAUUGCCACAUGGCAGGUCACUGGGCUAGAGACUGUCCUCUUAAAACCCCGACCAAGCCCACCACCAUCGUCGCUUCUCCGCCGGUCAUACACUGCCCCUGCGACGGCGGCGCUUGCCUAGUUUUGACCUCUAAAACUGAGAAAAAUCCUAACAGAAGAUUCUACACAUGCUCAGCCGUCCCAAGCUGCGGAUUUUUCAAACGGUGUGACCAAGUGAGUAUCAAAUCGGACCCGAUCUCCGUCAACCCUACUUGCUCUUGUGGCUCUGGUCCCUGUAGAAGAGUAACAGUCAUCGACGGACCAAACGCUCACCGUUCAUACUUUGUUUGCUGCAUUAAGAAGCUUGUGGAUUCUUUCAAUGGGAAGAAGAAGCUCAAAUUGCAUUGUUUUUCUGAGUUUGAUUCUGCCGACGGUGAGAAAUUACUACCUGAAACUGAUUUGAAUUCGUAUUCUAAUGUAAAAACCAGCAGGCUUGGAAUGGUUUUAACUAAUGAGUUUACUUUUUCUAUAUCUGUUGAGAAAGAGCAAGGAAACAAAGUUUUUGUUGAUGGAAUUGCACAGCCUUUGAAAGAUUAUGCAGAAACUUUAGGAGAGGAAUCAAUUUAUUCCAGGUUCAACAAUCUUGAUUUGGUUUCCAAUGGCGUAUUUUCCUCUGAAGAUGGUAGGAACCAAGUUUAUAAAGAAGCGGUUCACUUUGAGACGGAAAAGCAGGUGCUCUCUUCAAUUGCAUCUAAACAUAUUGAAUCUCAAGUGGAGUCUUUUUAUAAUGAUCACCUAACUAAUAGUGAUAUUUUGAAGUUUGGUGUGAAGAGAGUUAUGCAUUUGAAGUGACUGAAGCAACGCAUGUUUUGAGCGAGACCGGUUCAUGGCAUUAACAAACUUGAGCAUCAAUCUAUUACAUGUGGUGAAAUCGCGGACUCAUUUCGAGGAAGUCCCUCCUUGAUGGACCUCAUUGAGCAGUAUAACUUGGAGAAGAUCCAUUUCGAGAGUGUUUCUAUCGAACAUGGUGAUGCGUUGACUGCUUUUACGGGUUCAUACAAGCAAUUAGAGUCAUCUCGUGAUAUAGAAAACAGUCUCAGGAGACAGCUGUUUGAAGUAGAGAAAUAGGUGAAGCUUUUCGAGGCUGAGACCUCAAAUUUGGCAACAAGUCUUCAAGAAGUUUGCGGCGAAAUGGUGAAAUCUCAGAAAAAAAUAGUGGAAACAGCAGGGAAAGUAGCUAACGGAGUGAGAGUUCACAAGCAAAGAAAGUUUGCAGCUCUGUAGAGAAGAAGAAGAAGAAGCUGUGGAUGGACUUAUUUGUAAAAGGGUUCUUCCACUGGAAAAGUUUAUUUAAUAUGUAUGUACAACUAAUUGUAAUGAGACGAUGUUUUCAAAACUUAUUACUACUAAGCAUUUUGUGGAUUUCCCAAUUAUAUAAAAUGACUGAAGGUGUUCCCAU
Molecule: messenger RNA, 1615 nt
Organism: Thlaspi arvense
Lineage: Eukaryota; Viridiplantae; Streptophyta; Magnoliopsida; Brassicales; Brassicaceae
Source: the annotation of a GenBank genome assembly